AUGGCUCCCACACAAAAGUCCGGCAUCGCAACCGGCCUCAACAAGGGCCACGUCACCACCAGGCGUGAGCUGAAGGCGAAGCCCGUCAAUCGCAAGGGGACUUUGGCCAAGCGCACCAAGUUCGUCCGCGACCUCGUCCGCGAAGUCACUGGAUACGCUCCUUACGAGAAGCGGAUCAUGGAGCUGUUGAAGAACUCUGCUGACAAGCGUGCGAGGAAGCUCGCCAAGAGGAGGCUCGGUACCUUCGGCCGUGCCAAGAGAAAGGUCGAGGAGAUGUCCGCCGUCAUUGCCGAGUCCCGUCGUGCCCACUAA
Molecule: messenger RNA, 312 nt
Organism: Fimicolochytrium jonesii
Lineage: Eukaryota; Fungi; Chytridiomycota; Chytridiomycetes; Spizellomycetales; Powellomycetaceae
Product: ribosomal protein L36e
Exons: 3
Coding region: 1-312 (103 amino acids)
Biological process (GO): cytoplasmic translation
Cellular component (GO): ribosome; cytosolic large ribosomal subunit
Molecular function (GO): structural constituent of ribosome
Source: RefSeq, a predicted model, not a curated record